UCCCUUUUAGCUGUAGGAGAAUACGGCUGCCAAUCUGGUAGGCCACUCCCAUGGUGUCUGGGAGCUGAGAGGAGCCUGGGGUAAGGAGGAUAACGGGGCAGUGAGGAACCUGGUCCAUUUCGAGCGCGGCUUCUUUUGGCCCUUUCGUACGCAACGCCUGGGAGUCUGUGGGGAGCCCUGAGGGAGAUGUGGCAGCCGGCGAGCGAAAGGCUGCAGCACUUCCAGACCAUGAUAAAGUCCAAGCUGAACGUGUUAACCCUUCAUAAGGAACCUCUUCCAGCUGUUAUCUUCCACGAGCCUGAAGACAUUGAACUUUGCACCACAAUGCCACUUAUGAAGACCCGACCUCACGCAGGCUGCAAGGUAACAUAUCUGGGGAAAGUAUCCACCACAGGAGGUCAGUUUGCUUCAGGAUGCACAGAACAGCCAGUGAUUGAGUUGUGGAAGCAGCAUACCCUGGCCCGAGAAGAUGUUUUCCCCUCUAAUGCCCUCCUUGAAAUCCGCCCCUUCCAGGUACGGCUUCACCACCAGGACCUAAAGGGUGAAGCUACUGUCCACAUGGACACUUUCCAAGUGGCACGCAUAGCCUAUUGUACGGCCGAUCACAAUGUGAGUCCCAACAUCUUUGCCUGGGUAUACAGAGAAAUCAAUGAUGAUCUGAGCUUCCAGAUGGAUUGUCAUGCUGUGGAGUGUGAAAGCAAGUUAGAAGCUAAAAAGCUGGCACAUGCCAUGAUGGUGGCAUUUAAGAAGACCUUCCAGAGCAUGAGGAGCGAUGGGCGAAUCCACCAAGAUAGCUCCUCGGAGGAGGUGUCUCAGGGAUUCGAGUCUGAUGAUGGUUGAACUUUUCUUUUUCUGGGGAAAGGCAUCAACUGUGUGAAGCAGCAGCAGCUGGUGAAUGGUCCAUAUCGGGAGUGGGACUAGAGGACAUUAUCUGGCCAGCAUCCUUAACAAAAAAUGCACCUAUAUCGAUGCAACAUUAAAGUGUCCGUUACAGUGCUGCUUUCCCAAAAAUGUGACAACUCUUCUUUUUCUCCCCAUCCACCCCCCCCCCCCAACCCCCUUUUACCUCCUUCCUUUCAGUGCCAAUUCAAAGCCCUAACCUUUUUCUUUCUUGGUCUUAAAAAGAUUCUAGUUGCCUUUGAAAUCCCUUGCUCCCCUGCCAUUCAGAAUGAGUUAUGAGUGAGUGUUUUUGGUGGAAUAAGCUCUUCACGGAUUGACACCUAGAGUUCUAAAAGGAACAGCAAAGUGUCCAUUUUAAAUAUUUCGAAGCAUAUUUUUAUUUACACAGUAUAGAUUUUUAUAUAUAUGGCAUAUAUUUUUCUUUAAUAUUAACAGUGUUAGCAGAUGAUCAUACACACAACCACUUGCCAUCUGGAGAUCCAUGAUCAGGCGUUUAAUGAUAAGUAGUCUACUGAGGGUUCUUCAAGGCUGUGGAGCUGAGGCGGCUUUCUUGUAAGCGAAACGCUUCGCAGUGAGUUUACAUUCAAUACUAAAUCACCUUAACAUAUUUAAAGGGAUACUACCAUGAAACAGCUUCGUCCAGUUGUGGUUUUUAUUUUAAGAGUCACAUGAAUCAUCGGAAUCGUAGCACGAUUAUUAAUUCUCUUAAUUGGAACAUUAUUACAUUUACACCACUGCAUCACGGAGGGCCCUUUCAUUAUCAUUCGAUAGUGUUUGGUGGUGAAAAAGUAAGUUGCUGUAUGUAGUGACCUUUGGCUUAAGGAGCCUAUAUACACGGGCACAUGUUGGCUGCAGAUUUGCCAUUUCUUGGCUCAGUUGUUAUAAUAGAUUUUUGAAGAAACAAAUCCAAUAUCCGCACAUUCCCCUUGCAUUAGGCAGUAGAUCGGCCUGGUUUGGGCCACCUUGUAGGUAGCCAAUCAGGGCACAUAUCCGUUUUGUUAGUUACAUAUGUGACCAGCCCCCAAAUCAUUAGUUUAUAAACCCUUUCAUUGCUAAUAGACACAUGUUUCCUCCUUCCCUCUCAUGUUGUUAUUUUCUGCUCCUAUAUUAGCCAUGGUCUCAACUCUUUCACUUCUAUGUUUCCAGGGGUUUGAAUUCAAGUAGGGUAUAUAUAUUUUUUGUUAAAUUUAGUAAAUCAAGGGGUGUUGCGUCUCUGUAUAUUUACAUCUAUACUAACGUGAUGGAGCUGGACGCAGGCAAACAAUAUGGCAGCUUCUGCUCUAAAGUGUAAAUGUAAAUAUGCAGCAGAUUUGGGCACAAAAUAACCUUUGUCUCUUCACCAUUACAUUUUGGGAAUAGGAAUGAAACACAACCCCCACAUAAACACAGAGUGCAUUUGCCUUUAACAAAAUGUUAAAUGUGAAAUCUAAUUGAAUGAAUGAAAACUGCAUGGUGGAAUUA
Xenopus tropicalis (tropical clawed frog) is the source of this 2361-nucleotide messenger RNA. It is a transcript of the gene pid1, whose product is annotated as phosphotyrosine interaction domain containing 1. NCBI's taxonomy places the organism in Eukaryota, Metazoa, Chordata, Amphibia, Anura, Pipidae. The record is from RefSeq and is a predicted model, not a curated record. Gene Ontology annotation, cellular component: cytoplasm. The coding region runs from base 187 to 840 and encodes 217 amino acids. The transcript has 3 exons. Gene Ontology annotation, biological process: negative regulation of D-glucose import across plasma membrane; regulation of reactive oxygen species metabolic process; regulation of cell population proliferation.